This is a messenger RNA of Nycticebus coucang (slow loris), 2700 nucleotides long. RefSeq names its product fibrinogen C domain containing 1 (gene FIBCD1). The record is from RefSeq and is a predicted model, not a curated record. The transcript has 7 exons. Lineage: Eukaryota; Metazoa; Chordata; Mammalia; Primates; Lorisidae. Bases 239 to 1624 code for a protein of 461 amino acids.
GGGAGGCGCGCGGCGCGAGCGGCGGACGGCGGGCAGGCGGCUCUCGCGCUCCCGCUCCUGCUCUCGCACGCACACGCCCGCACACCCCGGCGCGCACACACCCCCGCACACGCCCGCUCUCUCGCACCGAGGCGGGGACCGGGCUAGCAGAGCGCACCCCGCGCCCGUGCCCACCUCGCCGCCUUUGCGCUCCGCAGCGGCGCCCCUCGCCCGGCGCCCCCGCCGGCCCUGCCGGAAGAUGGUCAACGACCGGUGGAAGACCAUGGGCGGCGCUUCCCAACUUGAGGACCGGCCGCGCGACAAGCCGCAGCGGCCGAGCUGUGGCUACGUGCUGUGCACCGUGCUGCUGUCGCUGGCUGUGCUGCUGGCCGUGGCUGUCACUGGUGCUGUGCUCUUCCUGAACCACGCCCAUGCACCGGGCACAGCACCCCCACCAAUCGUCAGCACUGGAGCCGCUGGUGCCAACAGCGCCCUGGUCACUGUGGAGCGGGCUGACAGCUCGCGCCUCAGCAUCCUCAUCGACCCACGCUGCCCUGACCUCAGCGACGGCUUCGCCCGCCUGGAGGGUGCCCAGGCCUCCGUGCUGCAAGCACUGGCCGUGCACCAGGCCCAGCCUCGGCUACCGGGUGAGCAAGAGCAGGAGCUGCUGGACACGCUGGCGGAACAGCUGCCCCGGCUGCUGGCCCGGGCCUCGGAGCUGCAGGAGGAGUGUGUGGGGCUGCGGAAGGGGCACAGCACGCUGGGCCAGGGGCUGAGUGCCCUGCAGAGUGAGCAGGGCCGCCUCCUCCAGCUUCUGUCUGAGAGCCAAGGCCACUUGGCUCACCUGGUGAACUCCGUCAGUGACGUCCUGGAUGCUCUGCAGAGGGACCGGGGGCUGGGCCGGCCCCGAGUCAAGGCUGACCUUCAGAGGGCACCUGUCCGGGGAGCCCGGCCCCGGGGCUGUGCCAGCGGUUCUCGGCCCCGGGACUGUCUGGACGUCCUCUUGAGUGGACAGCAGGACGAUGGCGUGUACUCUGUCUUCCCUAUCCACUACCCCGCCGGCUUCCAGGUCUACUGUGACAUGCGCACAGAUGGUGGUGGCUGGACGGUAUUUCAGCGCAGGGAGGAUGGCUCCGUGAACUUCUUCCGGGGCUGGGAGGCGUACCGCGAUGGCUUCGGCAAGCUCACGGGGGAGCACUGGCUAGGACUCAAGAGGAUCCAUGCACUGACCACACAGGCUGCCUAUGAGCUACACGUGGACCUGGAGGACUUUGACAACGGCACGGCCUAUGCCCACUAUGGGAGCUUUGGUGUGGGCUUGUUCUCUGUGGACCCAGAGGAAGAUGGGUACCCGCUCACCGUGGCUGACUACUCGGGCACUGCAGGCGACUCUCUCCUGAAACACAGUGGCAUGAGGUUCACCACCAAGGACCGUGACAGUGACCACUCGGAGAACAACUGUGCUGCCUUCUACCGUGGUGCCUGGUGGUACCGCAACUGCCACACGUCUAACCUCAACGGGCAGUACCUGCGAGGCGCGCACGCCUCCUAUGCUGAUGGUGUGGAGUGGUCCUCCUGGACCGGCUGGCAGUAUUCACUCAAGUUCUCUGAGAUGAAGAUCCGGCCGGUCCGGGAGGACCACUAGAGAGGAGCACUGUCCAGCUAUUUUCCCUCUGGCCUUGCCCCUUCCCUAUGCCUCCCAUCCCAUCCUUGUCACCAGCCCACUCCUGUGCCAACAUUCUCUGCCCGCCUGUGCAUGGCUGACUGCUCUGCUGGGGGCAUGGCCAGGGAGGCCCAGACACUAAGCUCCCUGGGCCAGUGAGGUCACAUACCACCUUCUCAUUGUCCCCAACCCUCCGGUUGGCAACUAACAUUAUCUCCUGCCUCUGCCGAUGGGACCUGGCAAAUUUGAUGACCCCAAAUUCUACCUGUCCGGACUGGCUCCUGUGCUAAACGUCUGCCAUCUCCUAGCCAGGACGGUGCAGUCUGCCACCAGGUAGCCCCUCUGCUUUGUCUGCUCAAACCCCUGGCAUUGCAGGGAUACAGAGGGCAAACAAAAACACCCUCAGAGCCCUCCAAGCAUUUCAGAGGGGAAAGCCGGUCUUCCUAGUCCUCUGGACACCAGCCCCCACCUGCAUUCCCGGAUGCCUGGAGGACCCACCUCCCCACAGGACCUCACUGUGGCUGCUUCUAAGGACUCCUGUGGCCAUGGGCUGAGUGGCCAUUUUCCCAUUAUGCCCCAAGGCCAGGUUAGGGCACAGUUACCUGUGGAGACCCUCACCCUCAGGCUGGGGGCAGUUCUGUGGAGGCUACCCACCCCAAGCCCCUGCAGGCCUAGGGGGUCUCCAGCCUUCUUAGCUGCUGUGCCAUUGCUGUCUGCAGUGAAGUCUUGCUCCACCCCCACCCAGCUUCCUGCCUUCCCCACACUGGGAGCCCCCACCCCAUUUCUCCUGCCUCUGGGCUGUGGGGGGCAGAGCCUUCGCCACUGGGCUGGGCCAGCAGGGGCCUCUUGGUUUUCUGGGAUCAUGAGUGGAGGCACUGGAGGUCCAGUGGCUGUUGCAGCAUCCCCCAGAGGCUGCUGUCACCACGGGGAGGCUGCCCCUUGCCGGUGACUGUGGGCAUCACCACCUGGACCCAGUCAGGGUGGGGCACCAGGCUGAACACCACCGAGAGGUUGUCCGGCCACGUCCUCCCGCACAUAGGUGGGAACUGCAGGUGCCA